Molecule: messenger RNA, 1710 nt
Organism: Penicillium maclennaniae
Lineage: Eukaryota; Fungi; Ascomycota; Eurotiomycetes; Eurotiales; Aspergillaceae
Exons: 10
Coding region: 1-1710 (569 amino acids)
Biological process (GO): positive regulation of protein phosphorylation; signal transduction; proton motive force-driven ATP synthesis
Cellular component (GO): cytoplasm; nucleus; membrane
Molecular function (GO): proton-transporting ATP synthase activity, rotational mechanism; protein kinase activator activity
Source: RefSeq, a predicted model, not a curated record
AUGUCGGUUCCCUCUACCUCUGCCUCCUUUCACAUGUCGACUUCCUACGAGACCUCGUCUCAGUCCCCGUCGCGAUCCCCUCAUACCCCUUCCCUAAGUCUGAGCCCGUCGGGCAUCUACCAGACCACCCGCACUUCUCAUAUCCCUCUUCUUGAACCUCCAUCCUAUCUCUCCUCAGCAGUGCGCGCGCUCAAGCAAGGUUCAUUUGGACUGACCCCUCCCAGCAAUGCGCGGACGCGAGCCCCAUUUAAGCCCCGCUCUGCGGCCAAGGGCACCAGUAGUUACCAACUCAGACAAUUUGCCGAGGCCACUUUGGGAAGUGGCAGUCUGCGCAAGGCUGUCAAGCUUCCCGAGGGCGAAGAUCUGAACGAAUGGCUUGCAGUGAACAUUGUCGACUUUUACAACCAGAUCAACCUCCUCUAUGGAUCCAUUACUGAGUUCUGCUCGCCGCAGACAUGUCCCGAAAUGAAGGCGACCGAUGAAUUUGAAUACCUCUGGCAAGACUCGGAGAACUUUAAGCGUCCGACCAAGAUGUCCGCACCAGAAUAUAUCGAGCAUUUGAUGAGUUGGGUACAGGGUAACAUUGAUAAUGAGCAGAUGUUUCCCAGCCGAAUCGGUGUUCCAUUCCCCAAGACCUUCCCCAGUCUCAUUCGCCAAGUCUUCAAGCGCUUAUACCGUGUUUACGCACAUGUUUACUGCCACCACUACCCGGUAGUCGUGCACCUCGGUCUUGAGCCUCACCUCAACACUAGUUUUAAACACUAUGUCCUGUUUAUCGAUGAGCAUAAGCUCGCGAGUGGGAAAGACUACUGGGGGCCUCUAGGUGAUCUGGUGGACAGUCGUGUCGGGUCCCAGGAGGAGAAUGGACAAUGGGGAUUUGCUGCUGUUAUUAAACAUAGCUAUUGCAAAACAAUUGACGCGACAUAUGCCGUUCCGAUGUUUACCGUGACCGGAAAGCUGAAAGCGCAAGCCUUAGACGCAAGCACUCCGACCGUCGCUAGCAUCUCCCUCCAUCUCAACUCCCACGGUCUCCUUCCCUCUCUCGAGGAUAUUAUCCUGCUCAAUUCCACGAUGAUGUCCGCUCGCGUCGCCCGCACCGGCCUCCGUGCCGCCCAGCAGUUCUCCGUCGCCCGCCCGGCCUUCAACGGUCUGCGCACCCUAUGCCACCCCCGGCCCAGGAAGUCCGCCCCCCGGUCGCCCUUUUCGGCGUUGACGUACCAAGCCUCCACCAAGUCCUCUGCUCUCGACCAGACCGCCAAGGCCAUCGCCAGCCUCGGCGAGACCCUGAAGGCCGACCCCAAGCUGAACACCAUCCUCGGCGCUCCUACCCUGACCGUCUCCGACAAGAAGCAGAUCAUUGAGGAGCUCCAGAAGGUCGCUGGUGCCGACAAGGCCGACAUCCUCAAGAACUUCCUUCUCACUCUUGCUGAGAACAACCGUCUCGGCUCCCUCGAGGGUGUCUGCGAGAAGUUCGCUACCCUGAUGAGCGCUCACCGCGGUGAGAUCGAGCUGAACAUCACCUCCGCCCAGGAGCUCGACACCAAGACCAUCAACCGCCUCGAGAAGGCCGGCAAGAAGCUCAAGGUUGUCACCAAGGUCAACCCCGACCUUGUCGGUGGUCUCGUUGUCGAGAUCGGUGACCGCACCGUCGACCUCAGCGUCUCCUCCAAGAUCGCCAAGAUGAACAAGGCUCUUACUGAUGCUUUGUAA